Molecule: messenger RNA, 1527 nt
Organism: Colletes gigas
Lineage: Eukaryota; Metazoa; Arthropoda; Insecta; Hymenoptera; Colletidae
Product: transmembrane protein 26
Exons: 6
Coding region: 1-1527 (508 amino acids)
Source: RefSeq, a predicted model, not a curated record
AUGGCAAAAUUUUUAGCUACGGUCAAGGCGAUAAUCACACGAUUGGUAUUCGCCUCGCAUGGUUUCAUAGCAAUUUGGCAAGUCACGACGUUUAAGAAAAAUCCUCUCUUCUGGUACCUGAGCUGCCCUAUUCUGUUGCUGUUCUUCGAAGGCAUAUUCACGCUCACUAUAAAAGAAAACCAAGAAUGGAAGUGGUUUUGCCCUUCCGUUUUCUUAUACCUCAGUAGCGUGGUGCCUGCAAUAUGGCUUCUAGAAUUGGACAAGGUCGACAGAAGAUUAAAAGCGUUCGAAUCGAACGUGAACAUAUCAGAAAACUUUGACCUGACGAACUUGGCCGCUAAGGAUUUGAAACACUUGGAGAAAGCAUUCGGCGUGAACAUUCAUCUGCCGGAUAUACAAAUAUCCACCGAGACAUGGGUGACUUUGAUCGAGCAGUUCUUGAUGCUGAUCCUGAUCAUUGGAAGAUGGAUGUUGCCAAAGGGUGAUCUAACGCGCGAUCAACUGAGCCAAUUACUAUUGGUUUACAUAGGAACGGCCGCAGACAUAAUUGAAUUCUUCGACUCUUUCAAAGAAGACCGUAUCGCUCGAGAACCAGUGCUGGUGUACUUAACCCUGGGCAUUUGGGCAUGGUCCUUGAUGCAGUUCACCGUUGUCCUGACGGCCACCAAGUCCAGAAAGUCCAGGCUCUCUUCUGGCAGUGCUGUAAAAAAACGAGUACACACUGAGACCAGUUGUUGCAGCAUAGACGUAUGGGGUAUCGCUUUGAACAUGCUGUUACAGGAUGGUCCGUUCCUCGCGUUCCGUUUGAUCCUGAUCGUUCACUAUCGCAUCGUCAGCUACAUGAAUAUCUUCUUCACAUGCAAAAAUACCCUGGUCAUACUUCUGCAGCUCUAUCGGCUAUACGUGGUGCAAACAGAGAGCAAAAGCAAGCGGAAGAAACGAAGACCCGAGACGACAAACAUCAGCAUCAUCUCGAGAGGGGACGUGUACAGGGACUCGAGGAACAGAAAGUACUGCGACGACAGAAGGAGGAGGAAGAGGAGGGACAGAGACGUGGAGGCCAAUUCCUUGGACAGCGAUGAGCCCACGGAAACAGACAAAUUUGAUUCUUCCCCAAAAACCGUCAAACGUUCUAAACGAAAAAGUCGCCAAGACACUGGAUACUCUACGUCGAGUUCACGGAAUUCUGGAAGGCAGAGAAAGUCUCAGAGGAACGAAAGUAAAAGGAGAUCUUCGCGCAAGGAAGAAUCCAAACGUGAAGUCUCCUCCGAGGAUGAAAGACACAGAAGGAGAGUCGACAGAAAAUCGUCGGAAAAAGGGGACAGAAAGUGUUCUGACGGUGUCAAGAUGAAAUCGAGAAACGACGACUCCAGUAAAAGUUCUGGUAAAAGUAGGAUGUGUAAAGAUGACAGCGAGGACCAAACAACGACGGAAGAAGUGGCUGAGAAAACGGUCAGCGAAGGAAGCGAGUCGGAAUCUGAAAGAAAGAGGUAUGCUCAUCGAAAACGACGACAAAACAGAGACUGA